AGCAACGCCCAUGAUUGAUCUUUAUUUCUCUCCCCCACCGGUGUUGUCUUGGUUAAUUAUUUGCUUCUCUUUCCCCCUUCAAGUUCAACUUUCAUUCCUAUUUUCAACGACCGUUGUAGAAGCCCUAUCAUUUCUAUUCAAAAUACGAGUAUACUGAAACUAUUAAAAAGAAAAACGACUCAUAAAAAUCUGGACGAAGAACACACUGAAACUUUGUCAACUACAGUCCCAUCGCAUUGAAUAAAUUUUGUUUCCGAAGAAGUACUUCUACACCCUUGCUUUGUCAUCAAAUUGAAGAAGGAGCGCGACCGCGUUGCUCUUUACUUGCACAACUAAGUCAUUGAAGUUUUCCGUCAAAAAAACUUGGUGGAAGCGCAACUACGUGGUCUCUGCUCUCCCUGAAAGGCGAAGAACGUGAUCUGCUGCCUCCUGCUGGAGAAUUAUUGCAUCUGCUGCACUGUGUCACGUCGCGGAGCCGAGUCAAUACCUAUCUGUACGCAGAAGUACCAGCAGACGGCAUUUUUGUGACUGCAGUUGUCAGGAACAUAUGCAUUGCAAAAAUGUCUGGGUCUGGAAGAGUGCAUGUUUGUCAUGCUUGUCUGGCAUGACUCUUAAAUCUGUCUUGCACGUUACCCAAGACCUCGACUUUUCUGUGAUGCAGAAACGCGGUUUGUCAUGCAGAAUAGGCAACACCUAUAAGCUCAGAAACUUGUCAUGCUGAGGCAGCACUUGUGGCCUCAUCAUGAGACGCCACCCAGCAUCACAAGUUUCCAGACCCAGACAUUUUUACAUUUGAUAGAACAGGAGCAGGAACGAAUCAAAUCUUCGCGCUCGUGCGUAUGGCGUUCUCAAAUGUUACAUUCUCAACUGUUACAUGAUUUGUCAUGCAAAAUGAGCAUCAACGUCCACACAGUGAAGCUACCUCGCGUGACAAAUUCUGGAAGGGCUAAACAGCAUGGGAAUCUGUGCCGGAUUUGUAAUGCAAGAGUUGCAAGAUCCGGCCUUUCCCUGUUGCCAACAUUCUUGCAUCACAAAUUCAUGUAACAGUUGAGAAUGUAACAGUUGAGAGCGCCAUAGUGCGUCGUAAAGUUGAACCGCAACCGACGCGGAAGGCCACUGGCGCGGCUGCUGCGAGGUAAGGGUAUUUUUCUGUGGAUGUAGUAGUAACUAGACUGGGAUUUCGGUUUUUUUUGCUUUGGGCUACAACAGUGCCCACGGGGGCACGAGCACGUUCUAGAUACUUACCUUUACAACCAAGCCCUUUAGUUACCGGAGCCGCUUGUCAAGAACAAGUGGCAUACGGACGACAAGUUCGUCGUGCGCAGCUGUGGCCCUGCAUGAUUCUUGACACAGAAACUCUACGAGCGCCUGGAUUACUAGUGGGUCGUGACGAGAGAAACGCUCACUUAAAUAAAGCACGACGUUGACGAAGAAAGAAAACUUCAUGAAAAUACAUGGUAAAAAAGCCUGCUUGCAAAUAGAACGAAACUAUUACUAUCCUAGUGUGCAUUCUGUCUCUACUUGCGCAUUUGCGCUUGCAAAUGAGCGUAAUAAUCACCAGGGAGGAUGUCCUCCUAAUAAAUUUUGUUUCACUUCGAAUUUGUUAUUUUAACUCACGACAGGACAAGCCACAACAUGGCUACGUCGUGUGCAGCCGCCACCGCCAUCAUGAAAAAAACUGGCGCGAAACUCCUCUACUUAUGGGCGGCCUUGGGAGGUGGACCAGGUCGGCUGUACUUGUCGGGAAUGGAUGGAAACUUCUGCACGGGGAGUGCGCAACAAGCGGGGGGUGUUGGUGACAAGAACAUCCAGUACGAUCCGCUGCUCAACAGCCUGAUCUUCUUGACGGGCACAGGAACAAACUAUAUGCCGCUUUUUGUGGAAGCGGUCAGCAAGAAAAAGGACAUUGAUGUUGAUGUGGAUGACCUCCGGAUGCAAAGUUUUGUCUCCGAAGACGAAGAAGAGGGCGAUCCCGGUUCUUCGCCAGUGUCGAUGACCUCGCAGUCGAUGGAGACUUCUCGAGUUCUUGCACCAGCCUCCUCGUCGGACGACAUGCUGUCGGGACAUGAUGAAGAGGUUGCGGAAGAUGUACUUGCCGUUCUCGUAUCAAACGCAAAAAUGUCUGGGUCUGGGAGCUUCUGAGACUUGUCAUGCACGUUUUGCAUGAGCCAUGAUGUCUAUGAUGCAUGCCGUAGCAUGACAGAUUUUUCGAGGGGUUCUCUAUGCCUAUUUCGCAUGACAAAUAACCUAUCCGCGUAGCAAAAAUUACACUCCCUUUGCUACUCAUGCAAUAAAAACGUUUUUGGAAUCCAAAUGCAGCAUCACAAGUUGCAUUCUUCCAGACCCAGACACUUUUACAUUUCAUAUCUCGAGGGAACUGCCACUGAGCAGACGCAGACCAAGGUGGAUCAUGACGAUCUUGGUGCCGGCGUUGUACGUCGUCCAUUGUCGGCAGCAGCGUCUCGCUCUCGCAACAACAACAAAAACUCGUCCCCGCCUACUACAACUUCAUCCUCGCCCGAUGAAACAACGACCGAAACGACCCGGCGUCGCCCUGCCGGCUUUCUGGAGCGCCAGGCUGGGGGCGAGCCCUCGGCGCUGUUCGCCGCUACGCUGUAUUAAAUGCAAAAAUGUCUGGGUCGGGAAGGUUGGAACUUGUGAUGCUAACUUAGGACUGUAAAAAAAUCUGUAUUGCAUGACCAGCAAGAGGUGGAGUCUAGUUAGUGCUACGCGGGAAGGGCGUUUGUCAUGCGGAGUAGGCACCAGGAAGCCUUCUGAAAAUCUGUGAUGCUAGGGCGUGCGUUACAGGCGUCCUGGGUCAUGCAAAACAUGCAUGACAAGGAAGUCUCAGAAUCUUCCAGACCCAGACACUUUUGCAUUUGAUACGCUGUCCGCGUGGGAGGCCGGGGCCGAGGUGGUGCGCCGCGCCUCCGCCGGCUGGACGACGGGUCGUGGUGGCGGCCACUUUGGCAUUUCCGCCAAAGGGGAUGGGGAAGAAGAGCAUGUCCCCGCUAGUACAACUCCUGCUGUAUCAACAGCGGCGGAGAUCAUGAAAGGAGCCGCGGGAGAGGACGAAAACGAAGCGGGGCACCGCCGUCCUGAAGACGACCAAUUGCUGCCAGGAGCGCCGUUGUUCUUGGAGGGCCCUGCGGAGGACGAGGCUUCCCUCGCGGAGGAAGGGUCUGCAGCGGCGAUGGCGCUGUCGUUUGUGGAGCAGGAGGCUGCGAAAGAGGUGGACGUGGAACAGCAGCGAGGGGAGGUUUCGACGAUUCUCUACCACAUGACCUUCGUUGCUGAGGCGACGUUGCGCGAGGUGAAGCUCGAACACACGUUCCCGCCCGCUACAGAAGUGGUUGAUUUUUUGCAAUCGCGGGCGAGACGGCUGAAAGAGUUUUUCAAUUGGGGUAUCCUGAGUAAAAACAUCCCCAAGAACUCAGAGUUGCCAUGUAAAUCUGCAAGUCUAAUGCUAAUUUUCAUGCGUAGCCCUAUGAGGGCCGUUAAACGGCCCUCAUAGUGCUCCGUUUACAUUUUCUAUACAGCCAUAUAGAAAAUGUAAACGGCCGCCGUUUACAUUUUCUAUAAUAUAGAAAAUGUAAACGGCGUGAUUAAGAAAUAUGCCUUAAGACGGCUAUAUGCUGUCUGACAGUUUGUGAUGCUGAGAUCAGGAUAAGAUGAUCGAUUUGUGAUGCGAUGUCAGUGUCACAGACUAAACAGGAUCACACUACGAGCCAAGAACCUUGUCAUGUGCAGCAACACACAAAGGUUGUGCGUUUGUGUAGCAAAGUGCCGACUUUGACUCUAGGGCGGGGAGGUUUUUCCUCUUGAUAUGGGACUUCUGUUUGGUUCGUCAAUCAGCCUGUCCGGCAGCGGCGUUUGGAGAAACCGCCCGCGGAAUCGGGCACCAGAUCAUUGUGAAGAACAGUGAAAUGCUAAGUACCGCCCUCGUGGUUCUGUGGGAGGCGCUUGGGCUGGAUAAGAUGAUGUUUCGUAUGUCGAAAAUCGUAGACGCAAAAACGGUGAAGGAGUUGUGGAAAGAUGAUGUCCGUCGGUUAGAAUCCGACCUUGAGUAUCCAUUGCAAUAGUGUCUGGGUCUGGAAAUGAAGUGGAACUUGUGUUGCAUGUCUUGCAUUCCUGAAAAAUCUGUGUUGCACAUCAGCCAGCAGAAAACAAGUGGCCACCUUUUCUUCACGCAAAAACGAGGAAGUUUGUCAUGCGUGCUCCACACGACCAUUUCCAUUAGAAGGCGUAAAGUAAACUUGUCAUGCUUGGCUGUACUUGACGAGGGCCGCGCCACACUCAUCCAUAGUACGUUAGCAUCUUCACAGGUUUAUUCCAGACGUAGAAAUAUUUGAAUGUGAUAAUGAGAACGUUGUGGCGAUUUUGAAAAAUUUUCCGGAGGUUCUGCGGAUGGACGACUCGGACGAGGUGGAUCGAAAGCGCGAGUUUAAGUCGCUUGAAAACCUGGUUCGACUGGCUACUCACGAUCUCAAGCAUAUGGAAGUAUCAGGACCGAAAUCGACAAAGUCGAAAAAUUUGCAAAAUGCAUAAAAUGUAGGGCAUGUGAGUGUGGCCUGUGCUGGGGAGCAGACAAAUGAGACCGACUGCAAGCCUGUCUAAGGGGGACGAUGCGCUGCCAGAGUUGCAAGACAGGAGCAGUCUUCUUUGCCUCAACAGCUUGACAGACUGGAUUUGAUUCGUGUUCUCGAAAUUCGUCAUGCGCCACUCAGAAACUGAGGCUCUAAGCGGUAUCGAUUUGAUGCAUCACUACAAAGUAUUUCGGUUUUGUUGAUUUCGAUCCUGACGCUUCCAUAGGGCAGGUCCUGACGUUGGAGCAAGAAACGCUCAUCGGACGACCUGCUGAAGAAACGAAGGAGCACGGCCAGCGACUUGAAAGGGCGCGAAGGGACGCCAAGUCGAGGUGGCAGAUACUCGUGCCGCGACUGAAACACGAACAGGGCGCACUCAGGGCUGAAACUGCACGAGGGGGCGCCUCCGUGACUGUGCGACUGGCUUUUGCAAUGGAAAAAGUGGUGGAGAGUUGUAAAGGCGCAGGGAGGCUCGAGCAAAAGGAAACAAAGGAGAAGCUUCUGUCGGCCGCGGAGGCUCUCCUGCGGGAGUUCCAGUUGGCCUUUCACCAAGAAGCACUUGGGGAAGAUAUCCGCCUCAGCGCGGGCGAAACUAGCAUUCUGCAAGUGGCUAUCGAACGCGCGAUGACGGACCUGGAGGAAGAGGUGACCCAUGUCGACGGCUUGUUUGGGAAAGCAGUGUCACCGGGAGUACCACAGCCGACAGCGGCAGAGGUGAAGCUCAACGGCGUGCAAGUCUUGAUGCGGCUGAGGGAAGCCUUGGAAGGCUUUGCGCAGAUGGACGCGCGGUUGUGGGGGAACGUGUCUGAGGUCAAAGGAAAGUUAGCUGUGGUGGCAGAAAUGACCAGCGUUGUCAGUGCGUGUGCUAGCCAACUGGACGCGUUUCGCGGAGGCAGCGCGGAGUCGAAAAAACAACUGGAGCAGGCGCUACGAACAUGCGGCAGAAAUGCGGGGGACCAGUUUCACAAUGCCAGCAUCCACACGGUCUUGGAAGCGGGCCUUCGCAGUGCAAUCUACGACAUCAAACAGUCGUACCGUCAGCUCCCGCUUCCACGUUUCGGUGAGGCUGCAUACGAUCCGUCAGCACCCGCGCAUGAUGAAGUUGCCUAUGAUCUGCAAAAGUAUCGUACUAGUAGUACUCCUCGCAUUUUUACAUAUUUGCGCAGCAUGACGAAUGGAAUUGGUCAUGCUCAUUGAUGACCUUGAGAAAGAGAUUGGUCAUGCAUCAUUGCAGCGAUGAUUUUACAUUAGGAUUACUACGAGUGCGAUACAACUUUUUCACAGGAUAAUCAUAUUGCCCCAGGUGUAGCACUUUCUUCUGGCGGGGCAGGAGGUGCACGACCUCCACCAGCAGGUUCUUCCGCAGUACGACCUGCAGCUCCUGCUACGGUAGUUGUACCGACAGGCAGCGCGACUCCUCCACCGGGAAGUGCGGUCUCCAGUGCUCCGAGCGUUCCACCCGCUCCCGCCGCCUCCGGUUUCAGCGCUCCAGACGGUCCGACUCCCCCCGUCGCGUCCAGCGUUCCAAGCGCUCCCAUCGCUUCGAUCGCCCCCGCCGACGGUGCAGCAGCCGCAGCUGCUGCUGGAGGACUACUUCCUGCGGUUGGAGAUGAGCCCACUACCGAGCAGUGGGUACUCCAGGAGCUUAUUCCCCUUAUGUUCAAGCUAUCAAAUCCGAACCACAAACAGCAUGUCUAUUCUUACUUACAUUUGAGUCAGGGCCAGGGAGGUCAACAUCAACAUUGUAGCAAGGUUUCAUUUCGCGGAGCUCAGCGAAAGUUUUGGGGAAUAAAGACGCUGGGUCAUGAUCCAAAUCAAGCACUCGCGAUCAUAGUGUGUGUGCGAGUUUCUUCUCCCAACUGCACUGUUAAAAAAAAAUUCGGCCCACGAAGAAGUACAAAAUGCAAUGGUUAGUAGAUUUUUUGUAUAUGUUGACCCACACAUAAAUCACGAGAAGAACAGGCAUCUGAGCGAAUGAUUUCAUAUCCUGUGCAAAAGUAUCGUACUCGUCUAAAUGCAAGCCUUGCAUUACAGAUCUUGUUCCCAAGACAAAUCUGCAUCACAAAUUUUAUCUCAUGCUGAAAAAAUUUGUAAUGCAUUUAUACGAGUACGAUACUUUUGCAGUUCAUAUUUCAAACGCAUACCCAAUGAACGACGACAUCCUGGAUUUGUUUUCGCGUCGGCAGCACGGCGAGACCGUGACCGAUAUCCAUCGCAAAGGUGUUGCGUGGCGCGUGUGAAGAAAAUAUAAGACUUGCGUCGCGCAUAUUCUUCUGAUUUUCGUCCGACAGGUUGGAAAGCAUGCGACAAGACUUGCAUGUAGCAUUGCGUAGUACAGCGACGGGUACAGGUAAUAGAGAAGAUGUAUAGCAAUUAAAAUUAUGUCGGCCCGUGACCCCUGCGCGGAAUCCGAUUCCGAAAUCUUGUGGUCCUUCGUACGACCACUGCGCCACUUUUGCACAGGACACUCUCUGAACAAGUCACGAAUGCGCUGAACGUAUCCUGAGUAAAAACGUACCCACACCAGAGUCAGGAUGGGGAUUUUGCAACACAAGCCUAGGAGUUUUGUGAGUCACGCAUGACAAGUUUCAGUCCGUAAGGUAGUGCACGUUAGCAAGGAAAGCCGCAUCGCAAAUCGAUCUGCUGAUCCUGUUUACAGCAUUACAAGUUCCCAAACACGAUUCAAAAUGCCUGUCAUGGGGUUGCGCAUCACAAAUGUUCCUGUCAUGGCAAAGUCGCGUGACAACUCUGGUGUGGGUACGUUUUUACUCAGGAUAGAACGAGCUGGACCGCCUUUGCAACGAAGUCCGGACUACUCUUGGUGAAGCAACUGACCUCGUUAUCCUGAGUAAAAACGUACCCACACCAUAGUCAAGAUGGGGAAUCGGCUAGACAAAUCCACAAGUUUUGACUGUUUUGCAUGACAAAUUUGGACUCGUAGUGUAGUGCUGUUUGAGCUAGCUCAGCAGCAUCACAGAUCUAGCCUACCAUGCUGAUUGGAGCAUGAUAAAUUGCAAAACACGACUAGAAAAUGCUUCUCAUGGGGCUCCGCAUGAGAAACAUUUUCAGCAUGCAGAUUUGCAUUACAACUCUGGCGUGGGUACGUUUUUACUCAGGAUACUCGUUUUUGGUGGUAUCUCGGGUGAUUUAUGCAAUUCUCAAACGUUAGCGUUACAGUGAUCGCUGCUACAAGGUUUGUCGUGCAGGAAAGUAGGCACUACUAGUAUCACCCCACACAGACCGUGGCAAGUUCUCGGCGAACUAAAUAGCAUUGGAAUGAUCCUUGCGGCCAAAUCUGUAUACAUGCAGGACCAAGACGCGCAAGAAGUUCCCUCCUAUCCCUUCUUUCGCUUUUGCUAGUCUUGCAGGAGUAGCAGCGACCAGUGCAUUAACGCCUGGGAACCCCAUAUGAUUGGCGCGAUUUUAUCCUUGAGGAGUUAGGGGUUAGAGUGGCAUUGGACAGCCUGCAAGGCGUAUCGUGCGAAAAAACUGUUUUACGGUGGUCGAAUAUUUUGUUAGAUUCGCGUGGCAAAUUGGCUUCGUCGCAUGGCAAAUUUUUGUAGCGGAUUCCGCACGACGUGGUCCCGAAGCGUACUAUUGAUUGAUUGAUGACAAGGAAGCUUUUGCCAUGCGUGGUGGAAAAAAACACCACGAGCAUUGGAACUUGAUAAAAUGUGCGACUUUUUCUUGCAGCAUAGUGUUUCUACCAAGACAAGCGCUUCUGUUUUGCAUCAUCUGCAUCAGAAGAUCACAGUGAAGAUGCAGUUUUUCGUUACGAUAAGGCGACAUCCGCACAACCAUCGAACGCUGUGCGACGAAUCAUUUCGCAAAACACGAACUCGAAGCCGUGCGGGAGGGGCUCCAGAAGUGUGCUUGGCUCGGGGGCGAUCGCACCGUCUGCCCGAUUGUUACCUUUUUGCAAGUGAAGCUGUACGGGACCAUUUUUGAAAUCGGGAAGGCGUUCCAUGAAGUCGCAAACGCCCGAAGCGGCCCCGCGGCAGAUGAAGUUCCACCAGCCCCCGUCGUGACGGUGGACAUGAUCCGGUUCGAGAUCCUUCCUGGCAUGUGGGCUGUGGAGAAAAACAUCCUGGACUUGUUUACGCGCCGCCAAAAAAACGAGGUUGUGAGUGCAGACGGCGUCAAGGAUGCGUUGAGCGAGCUGACAGGCCUGUGCGACAGGUUCGAGGCCGGUCUUCGCAACGUGUUUGAAAUAACGUCUCUGAACGCCUUGAAAGUUUCUCUAAAGAUUAGAAACAGGUUGCGCGAUUUGAAAGGCGAGAUCAGCUCUGGAAUCCGGAACUGUGCAACGCAAAAUUUCGGGAAGCCUCCCGGCGAAUACGAAGACGUGAGAAGAGGUCUCCAAAACUGCGCGCCACCGCACGGAUCGGGAAAAAGUCCAGGCCCGAUUGUCACGUAUCUGAACGUGAAAUAUCCUGUGCAAAAGUAUCGUACUCGUAUUGCAAUCAUGCAUUACAAAUCUUUUUCUUGAGGUAAAUCAGCAUUACAAAUUUCAUUCCUCUUGCUGAGGAAAUUUGUAAUGCAUGUAUAUGAGUGCGAUACUUUUGCAGCUCAUAUGAAACUGCGCGGCACCAUUCAUGACAUCCAGCAGAUCUUCAACGAAGCUCUUUACAAGCUGAACGAAGAGGAGGUCGCUGCGGCAGCAGCAGCAGUGGCUCCUGCAUCUCCGGCUGCAACGCCAGUCGUGCCUGUUGUACAACCUGCUCAAGAACCAGCAGCACUUCCUACUCCGGAAGGACCCGCCGUCGCGUAUGGAGCCUACACUGUCCCUGUCGAUCUUAUCCUGUGUAACAUCAUAUCGCUCUGGGACGUCGAGGUGUUGUGAUGGACAAACUGAUCGAGCCUUUUCCUUGAUGAAUGGAUUCUUUUGCCGCGUGUUGCAUGUCGCCAGAGUUACGUAUCAUUCUCCCUGCUUGCUUGUGCCCGGCAUCAGGAGAUGAUAAAGUUUUUCUGCGUAAUUUUUCUUCAUGCUAGUCUUCGGACACUGAUUUUUAGUGCGUAGUACUAACGUUACACCGACCUAGUUGUCAAUGUGCGUAAAGAAACCUAAUAAAUAACAACAUGUUACGCAAUCUUUCCCCAGCUGCCAUAUUUGCAAUGCAUAAUACCACGACAACCACAACUUGCUGUUGGUGCUGGAGGCGCUGCUGCUGCUGCCGCCCAAGCACAGCAACUACAAAUUGUUCCAGUACCACAAGCGUCCCCUUUUGCCCAGCCGGCGGGACGCGGGACUACGCCUCCAGCUGGUGCUGGUGCUGCUGCUAUGCAUGGCAAAUAUGUCUGGGUCAGGAAGAUUCUACUUACAUUUGGCAUGCAUGUCUGACAUGACUCGAGAAUCUGUGAUGCAUAGGGGCAUCGGAAAAGGCUCUCCUAGCUGUCAUGUAAAAACGUUGUUUCUCAUGCGGAAUCCGCAACACGUAGCAGCUCAAAAAUUUCUCAUGCUUGGCUGCGUAUAAUUGCAGUCCGGCUAUCAUCCACUUUUAGCAUUACCCAGACGUAUUUGCACUUAAUAGCUGCUGCUGCUGCUGCUCAGCAGCAACGACAACAACAGCCACCACCACCAGCUGCUCCACCAGUUCCGCCACCCAGCGCCACGCCCAAAAAAGCAAAAUCUUCUGGCGGUGGCCCAUGCGGGCCGGGUGGGGGAGGUGGCGGGUGCCGGUGAGGAGAAGCGACAAGUUGUGUCUACUAUUGCAACCGGGCGGGCAGGAGCUGCGGACGAGGAGGGACUACACUUCUAUUGCUCAAAAACUGGCGGGUGCGCCGAUGAGGAGAAGGUAUUGUUAGCAACUAAUAUAGUGCCAAAAGCAAAGUAACAAAACUAAAAGUCCAGCAAAUCCGGUAGCCGUGGUGCUAAUGUUGUUUCAACCAGUACCCCCAGUAGAGCGCUUGAAAGUGAAUCUGAAAGGAUCAGGAUGAAAAUUCAGUAUGGGGAUUCGCGUCGGUUGAGUCGGUAAAUGUGCACCUUGCUUCCGACGUAGGGGAUCUUUUAUCUUCAUGCAUUUGAGAUGAUCGCGGAUAUGUGUGCCAUCUGGUCGCGAGGCUAACUAUCGGGAUUGCGGAUCGAGGAGCAUCAUUUCCAUUCUGAUUUCACCACCUACAGGCACACUCAUGCAACGAACUACGUGCGCAGAUGAGGCGCAGAUGAGGAGAACAAGCUAGCCGCAGCUAGUACGCUUUUGCAACUCGGUGUGCAGAUCAUGAGGAGUCACAAAGUGCACCCUUUCAACUAGUCACGGGACGGGGGCGGAGUCCUCUGUGACGAAAAUUCUUUUUUGACGACAAAGCAUUACCUAAUUCUUGUUACACAUUUUCGAGUAGAAAAAGAAUACCGUAACGCCAUUGGCUUAUUUCAUUUUCGCAUUCAUUUUCAUUCGCUUUUAAUUUCUAACUUUAACAUCACACUGCUUUUGGUUUUUGAUUUUACACAUUCAUAACUCUCUCUGAAACUGUAUCUAUGGGUACGGCGAACAUCCAAGCACUAUUCAACUACAAGUACAACAUUUUAUUUCUGCACCACAACCACUCAGUUGUUUCACCCAAUUCCAAUCGUAUUCGUAUCAGAUUAUUUAAAGACGGCGCUCUCGCUCUCUAUCGUAAUGUUAUCAUUUUUCAUUUUCUUAUUUGAGAUUGUCGCAGCUAAAAUUUGUUUCAAACCAUUUUCUGUUGCGAAACUACUACUAUGUUGACAUUUACAUGACAGAGGUUGAAAUUGAACAUUAAGGACCGGCAUACAACAAGUUUUCAAUCUCCUUUUCUAAAUCUUUUCGUAGACGAUGCAUUCCAUCUUUCGUCGUCCGUUUUUUCUUCGUGUAUCUCCUCUACAAGACGAAACGCAAACGAGUGUCAAUGUAUAGUGAUUGGACAGGAGGGAGCAGUAUGGAAAAUUGAGGAGCCCGACUACGUUGCUUUGACGAGAGCCAUACAUUGAAAACGGUAGGCGGUAUAAAGCUCUCUUCGGAUCGAUCAUGUUGAAAUGCCUCGGCCGAUAACCUCAAGAUCAUACGUCCUAGAGGCCAGUAGAGUUCUUUGGCUCCUUCGAUGAACAACAAGAAGAAAGUUGUUCACUCGAUGGAAAGCGAG
Amoebophrya sp. A120 is the source of this 11687-nucleotide messenger RNA. The record is from the annotation of a GenBank genome assembly. Lineage: Eukaryota; Dinophyceae; Syndiniales; Amoebophryaceae.